This is a messenger RNA of Brassica napus (rape), 1452 nucleotides long. RefSeq names its product gibberellin-regulated protein 12. The transcript has 4 exons. The record is from RefSeq and is a predicted model, not a curated record. The coding region runs from base 989 to 1354 and encodes 121 amino acids. NCBI's taxonomy places the organism in Eukaryota, Viridiplantae, Streptophyta, Magnoliopsida, Brassicales, Brassicaceae.
UUGCCAAAAUUUGAACAUCUGUUUAUAUUUUAAAAAAAAUAUUUUAUAAAUAAAUUCAAGCAAAUGUAAUAUUUUGAAAAUAAAUCGGAGCAACUCUAGAUUGAGAUCUUUAUUAUUAAAAUUUUAAUAUUGCUUUAACAAAGUUUAUAGAAACUUAACAAAUAUGCUUUAAGAAUGUCCCUCCAAAUGCUCACUAUUUACUAAAUAUUUCCAGUAUAUAAAAAUAUAAUUUACAUUGUAAUAUGGCGAUUGUAUUGAUUUAUAUUUUAUCAGUGAAAAAUUAUUUACAAAAUUCAUAGUUAUAACAUUCAAAUACUUAGAAUAUUCUGUAAUUAUUAAGUGAAUAUUUGCAACGGUUUUAAUAUGAUAAUACACUUCAUAUUUUAUUUAUAAAAUCUAUCAUUAAAAUUUUAACUCAGUUAUUUAUCAAACCAAACCGAAUUGAAUUCAAAAUUUUAUCGGGUUCUACAUAUUGCUAUAUGAACCAAACCAAAAACCAAAACUAAACUCAAAUUGAUAAAUAGCUGAACCGUUUUCUUGAACCGAAAAACCAAAAACCAUAACUGAACUGGAAUCAAAUCAAAACAAAACAAAAAAACUGGAGCCGAGCCAAAAACCGAAAGCCGGAGCAAACAGAAGAGUUAGUAAAUUUACCAAUAAAAUAUGAAAUCUAGUAAUGUUGUUUAAUCCACUAAUGGACCUUCUAUAAUAUGAAAUCUAUAUAUUUUACAAACGUUGAGUGUAAAAACAAAAUAAUGUAUUUUUUGUAUUGACUAGCAAAUAUUUUGACUCACAACGUUCAGUUAGGAAAUUAAUUAAUGAUAUUUUGAAUAGUAUCUUAUAAAUUAAAGUUUAUCUAAGCUUUCAUUUCAAUUAACAAACAAAAUAUUACUACAUUCUUUUUUAUUGUAGCACCUAAGAAAACAAAUUAUGGCAACUAAUUUAACUAUUAGAUAUUUUUUUGGUUAUAAAUAGGUUUAACAUUGACAUGCAAAUACAUCAACAACAACAACAAAAAAUCAAAGAAAAAAACAAUAGAAUGACUAAGUUCAUUACAGUCUGGAUUGUAUUCAGCUUUUUGUUUGCUACUCAGUUUUCCAAUGCAAAUGAAUUAGAAAAUUCAUCAGAGUCUAUCCACACGGAAGGAGGAGAGGGUUCUGUAAAAAUUGGGGAUUGUCCGGCGGCAUGUGAUGUUCGAUGUUCAGCGACAUCCCACAAGAGUGCUUGUUUGAUGUAUUGCAACCAAUGUUGUAAGAAAUGUUUGUGUGUACCAUCAGGAACAUACGGAAAUAAAGAAGAAUGUCCUUGCUAUAACAACUGGAAGACCCAAGAAGGUGGACCAAAAUGUCCAUAAUUGUCAAAAUAUAAAAAGAGAAAACAAUUUUAUAUCAAGUUAUGUAAAUUUUAUGGUUAUUAUUACUUAUGAAAUAAAUUGAAAGUUUUAUUUAAUUA